AGAAGUGGUGGUCAGCUGAGCUCUCUGUUCACAAAGCUCCAUGUUAGUCAUUAAAAUGCCCUACGCCUGUGUUGUUUUGGGCUGCUCGAAUCGAACAAACCGUGAAACUGAUAAACGUUUCUUCCGGGUUCCCCGUGAAGUGAUAAAAAAGGGUGAAAGAGCAAAGGAUUUCACCAGAAGACGAAGAGAAAAGUGGCUCUCUAACCUCUCUCUGCGGUCCAAAGGAGCUCAGUCGAAGAAUGCUCGAGUUUGCAGCGAUCACUUUGUUAAAGGAUGUCCGAGUAAUCUUUAUAAGGAUGAUGAUGUAGAUUGGGCUCCUACACUGAACCUGGGACAUGAAAAAGUGAAAAAGCAAUCAGAGGUGCAAUUAGGAAGUAUAGUAUCUAUCUCAUCACCUCCCCAGACUGCAGUGCCCCCCCAACUGCCCCCACAACAGCCCCCUGGAUCCUCUUGGCUGAUCGCUUCACAGGCUGCAGGAAGCCAGAGUCCAGCAGACCGAGAGCAUCAGUGCAGCCAGGAGCUGAUCAUCAUUGAGAAGCAGCAGCUCCAGUUACUCCGAGACCUGCAUGACCAAAGGGAGCGGCACCAUCAGGAGCAGAUGGGCCUUAAACGGGCAAAACUAGAUCUGCUCUCCAGACAACUGGAGCUUCGGAGUGAAUUCACUGGAGUGCAGACAUUAUUGUUGUUUUAACUGUUAUUCACAAUGCCAAGUUAGCAAUGUUCUCCCAAACAUACACAAAAUGUUAAAGAUGCAGCAAUGUGUUUCAUUUAUGACACUAAAUGAGAUAAUCAGUUGCCUUCUAAUGGAGAUAAUUUGAUUAAAACGUAGUGAUAUCCAUCCAUAAUUCCACAUCACAUUGAAAUAUAUUCAAUGUUUUGUGUAUAUUUAUUUAAUAAUUAACUCGUUGUACGGGGCGGCACGGUGGUGUAGUGGUUAGCGCUGUCGCCUCACAGCAAGAAGGUCCUGGGUUCGAGCCCCGUGGCCGGCGAGGGCCUUUCUGUGCGGAGUUUGCAUGU
Neoarius graeffei (lesser salmon catfish) is the source of this 1017-nucleotide messenger RNA. RefSeq lists its product as uncharacterized. Lineage: Eukaryota; Metazoa; Chordata; Actinopteri; Siluriformes; Ariidae. Bases 41 to 691 code for a protein of 216 amino acids. The transcript has 2 exons. The record is from RefSeq and is a predicted model, not a curated record.